AUGGAUCCGAAAGAAAGGAGAGAAGAUGCUGGUGAGGAUCGUCACCCAGAAUCAGAAGAAGAAGGUUCAUAUGGAGAAGAAAAAUCGAGUGAACUCAGAAAGGAAGAAUCUUCGAACUCGUUCGUGAGUGCGGAAGAAGAUCCAGAAGAAGACCCAUCAGAAGAAUCUCGCAAAAAUCCGAGAGAGAUUCGACGAACUAGCAAGAAAGAAACAGCGGGUAAUGAAAUCCAAGAACUCGAUAGCCCAGAGGAGAAGAUUCAAGGAACAGACGCGGAGAUCCCAGAAGAAUUCCAGGAAGGAAACCCUAGGAUCGAAGAUGAAUGCAAGGAAAUUGAGGAUCUACAAACCUCUCUGCCUCCAGAACAAGUUGAUACGGGUAAACUUGAUGAACUCUUCACUUACUCUAAUAGAGAUAUAGAGGAAAGUACGGAUAGUGAGCCUAGGUUGAGAAGAAAAAACACAAGAAGGUGUGUAGAUUUUGAUGUGAGUGUAGAGAAUAUAGAAUCUGGGAAGGAUGUGAGUGAUACAUCCAAACAAAUGGAGAAAUUGCCCUCAGUUCAAUUAGGGCAGGAGAAAUCGAAGGAUGCUGAAAUCGAAGUGGUUGCGGACUCAGCAACGGAAACAGAAGUACUGAAAUCAAAGGAGGAUGAUGAACCUGAGGUGGACUCACGUGCUCAAAAGGUUGAAAGCAAGAAACCUAAGGCAAAGAGCGCUGAGAGAAAGGGCAAAGUGUCUGACUCUCGAGUGAUAGCUGAACAGAGAGCACGGACCAGAUCUCAAUUGGCUGCAAAACCAGUGACAACUGCUAAAAGUCCUCCUAAGAAGAUACAAAGGAAGACAAAAUCACAGCCUGCGUUGGUGAUUGCUGAGCAUAAAACUCCGAAGAAAGCUGAGAAAAGAAAGGCUGGACCAGCAAAGGACAUGCCCCGAGCAAAAUCCUCAAAGGUUUCUGAGGAAUACCAAAAGGAGAAACUAAAGGGGAAGAGAAAGGUUCAUGAAGAGAGUGAGAUACCCAGUUCUCCUUCUGGGUCCGAAGAUGAGGAACUACUGGCGAGCCUGUGCAUGUCUCAUCACUUUGUUGAUGAGAAAUCUGAACAAAGGUUCAAUGACAUGAAGAAUCUCAACACGAUUGUGGAGAGGAACGUGAAUGUCAGCAAUCUCAAGGAGCAAGGGAUAUGGGACAUCCUAGAACGUCUGAAUCUAGAAGAGACAGUCACUCAUGCAUGUCGUCACAGCAAAAUUCUGAUCAAAGAAUUUUAUGCAAACAUCACGAAGAAGAUUGUGAAGGCUGGAGAUCCAAUGUACCAUUGGGUGUACAUAAGAGGGAAGAUACUGCACUUUUCUCCAGCUGUAAUCAACAAGUUUUUGGGCUUGAAGAACUCAGUUGUGCCUAUCAUGGAUGAGCUGGACAGGGAGAUUGACCAGAAAGAGCUGGAGAUAGCUCUCACUGACACCUUUGAUGAAAAGAGGAAAGGAGAAAUAACCCCAGUGGAGCUAAACUUUGAGGCUUCAGUACUGUUCAAAAUAGCCAGAGCUAACUGGUUACCAACCCAGCGAUCAAGUCUGAUCCACAAGAGGCUAGCAGUUUUCAUCUACUGUGUGAAGAAAGGGAUAAAGAUCAACUAUGGAAACAUGAUCUUCGAUCAUAUUCUGGAAAGAGCACUGAACUUCAGAGCAAGGUUCAGAUUACCUUAUCCCUGCCUAAUUCAGAGCAUCCUCACCAAGCAGUGCCCGGAACUCAUUGACCCAAAGGAAAACACUGAAGUAAUUCAGAAACACUUGGUGGUUGAGACAAGAAUCAAAAGGAAAAAGGGUAAAGGAAAGAAGGACUACAAGAAGAUGCUGGAGACCCUCAAAGAUGCAGAAAAAGCAUUGAUAAAGAUGGAGCUCGGACUAAGGAAGCAGGCAACACAUUGUCAGCAAAUCCGUGCAACAGUCCACGAAUAUGUUGAAGCAACUCUGAGUAAUGUGUUCAUUAUUCAUUCAGAAGGAAAUCUCGACUCAGAAGAAGAAGACUCGAAUGAGGAGGACGAAGAAGAGGAUUCUGAGAUGCCUAAGCCGACGCCUAAGCCGAUCCCUAAGAAGGUCGAAACAUCCCGGAAGUCAGGAACAAGCAGGAAGACAAGGAAAGCAAGGAGUCCUUCAGAUGAUGACUCAUCUCUUUGUUUCUAA
Messenger RNA from Tarenaya hassleriana, 2172 nucleotides. RefSeq lists its product as uncharacterized. The record is from RefSeq and is a predicted model, not a curated record. The coding region runs from base 1 to 2172 and encodes 723 amino acids. The transcript has 2 exons. NCBI's taxonomy places the organism in Eukaryota, Viridiplantae, Streptophyta, Magnoliopsida, Brassicales, Cleomaceae.